AGGUAUUCCUGCAUCCUAACGUUACUGUCCAUACAGUGUAGUCUGCAUUCAUCUGACCUGAAGCUCUGCUAACAGCAGCUGCAAUCGAGACCCAUGACUCCCUUCCUGCUCUUCAAUUUAUUGAUAACUGUCUUUCUGUUGAUUUCUUGUUGAUACGCUUCAGGUCUUCCUGCAUCUCACAGUCACUGUCCAUGCAGCAUCUGCUUUCAUCCAAACCGAACCUGCGUCUACAGCUGCAAGCAGAACUUCAGUCCCUGUCCUCUCUACAAUGGCACCACCAUCAUCGAACAACCCAUUGACCUGAUGACUCUGGAUGAGAAGUAUGCCACUCAGGCUCGCAGGGCAAUCAGGAAGAGUGUAGAUGCUGGGAAACCCUUCUUUCUAUACUACUCCUUCCAGCAUACUCAUGACCCGCAGUAUGCAGACUGGCGGAACACUGGGGCGACUGCUCGGGGUGACUACGGUGAUGCCCUGGCAGCAAUGGACUGGGAGAUUGGGCAGGUGAUGGAAGAGCUUGAUCAACAGGAUAUAUGGGAGGAUACAUUCAUCUUCUUCAGUGCAGACAAUGGACCAAGUCUCUCUAAGCGAUGGGGAGGCAGUGUAGGACUUUUAAAGUGUGGCAAGGCCACCACCUACGAGGGAGGUGUUCGGGUCCCAGCCAUAGCCCACUGGAAGGGUCGUAUCAAGCCUGGUUACACCUUAGAACUUUCCAGCACCUUGGAUAUUCUACCAACUGUAGCCAAGAUCACAGGGGCCAGACUUCCCAAUGCUGUGUUAGACGGUGUAGACAUGGCACCAUUUCUCUUUAAUGAUGGCAAGAGUUUGAGAGAGACGUUCUUCUACUACUCACCAGCAGCCAGUGAGAAACAGAAUUCCUUUGCAGUUCGUUACAAGCAAUACAAGGCUCACUUCUACACCAAGGGUUCCACUCUCUCAGGGGUGGGACAUCCUGACCCAGAUUGCAGGAAGACUGCCAAGAGAACCAAACACAGCCCUCCCCUUCUCUAUGACCUCCACAGGGAUCCUGCAGAACAGUACAACAUUGCCUACGAGCCCGAGUACCAGGAUAUCAUCCAGCUCAUCACCCGCAUUAGGGAAGACUUUGAUGGGAGAAUGGAGUGGGCUGUGUCAGAGAUGCAUAAACCAUCUUACAGUGAGUACAUGCCCUGUUGCAAUCCUGGAUGUGAGCCACAGCCGUACUGCUGCCACUGCACCCUGACAAGCUCAAUUGCCUACAAUCCUUGGGAGCUCUACACCGACAUCUGGCAAGAUAGUAACAGGGAGGGGAAGAUGAAGAGGAAGGAGAGGAAGGAGCUCUAUAAACGAGAGCGAGAGGAAGGCAGAAGGCAGCUGGGGUUUAAUAAAGACCAGAAAAGAGGGAGGGACAAUGCUCAAGAUGUCUUCUUAGAUGCUGAUCUUGAUAGAGGUGCAGGUAGAGAUAGAGUAAGGGAUGGAAACAGAGAUAACAACAGGGGAAUCUUUGAUGACCCUCCAGUAGGAGUCACAGACAGAGAUCGGGUGAGGGAUAAACCACAGAGAGGCUGGGAGAAGGAUAGUGAUGGCACGAGGGAAAGAAUGAAAGUCAGUCCUAGAGGAAGAGUCCGGAUCAUCACAGCUGAAGAUCCUCCAUCGAGGGGCGUUAGGGAUCGGAGUCGGGAUAGACCCAGAGAUAGUGGGAACACUUUUGGAGAAAACCAAAGAGAUAGACGAAGAGAAGGUUCGCGGAAAGAAGCCAGGUUAAAUGGUCAAGUAAAUAUUCCUGAUGAUGCUAGAGAAAGUGCUGGUAGUGGUAGCAACUUACAUUAUCUGAAUCCUUCACACUUGCAUACCACCAGUGAAACACCUAGCCCACAGAAUGGGAGAAAGGAAUCGGGUUUGGGAUAUGGGGGAAGUGGUUCUCAUCAAGGCAGAGACAACUUGAGAGAUGCAACAGGACAAACAAUCAAUAAUUACUUCGGGAGCUUUGUUGCCUGGGACAGUUCCAAUGAGCAAAUGGAUGAGAGUAGUCUUGGAGGCAUUGCCAACCCUCUUGCAGACACUCAAGUCCAACAGGUAGCAAACACCUAUGAAGAAGCUUUUGAGACCACACCAAAUGCACCAUUGGCAUUUGACAUAGUGAUCAAAGACCGUAGGAGACACAAUAGAGACCAGAAGAACAUUGACAGGAGAUUAGAGAGGCAGAACAAAAAAGAGUUGCGCAAAAUAAGAUUUGGUACAGAUCAAAAUGAUGAUCGAACAUUUAACUUUUGAUGGAAACUACAGAUGCAUGUUACUGCAAACAUGAUGCUUCUGUGUCAAUGGAUAGGUGAAAGAGAAUGUAUAAUGUUGAAUUUCUGAAGUGCCAGUAUGAACUUGUGUUGCCAUUACACCAUUAUCCUCGUUGGUGGUCAUCCGAACCGUCGUAUCACAGAUAUGAAAGUGCAAACCCAUUUCAGAGAAAAUCUACUUAAAAGUUUACUAUAAUUUCCACACUUUUGUCCACAGCCUUGCAAGAUUUUCAUUGAUAGAAAAAUACAUGGUAGUGCAGGAAAAACCAAGACAAUUGCUUGACAUUGGUAUCUUUAUUUUAUGCAAAACCAAGAAUCAGAGAAAAUAUCGCAAAAGAGCUACAAGCAUUUAAUUUUGGUUUGAGCGGUUUAGAGAUUCCCUGUACAAAACUGCGAUAGGAAAUACAAUGCUUACCACAAUGCAGAAACGAUGGUUUGCUGGCAGCUGUCCGUUUCAUUACAUGUUUCCAGUGGGAUUUGCGCAUUUUAUCAAAAAUUUGAAUGACAUCGCCUUCUCAGGAACUAAAAUCAGUUACUGCCUUUGAAUUUAACGUGGAGCGUUGUGGCCCAGUGGAUUAGUCUUCUGACUUUGAAACAGAGGGUCGUGGGUUCGAAUCCCAGCCAUGGCGUAAUUUCCUUCAGCAAGAAAUUCAUCCACACUGUGCUGCACUCAACCCAGGUGAGGUGAAUGGGUACCUGGCAGGAAUUUAUUCUUUGAAAUGCCACCGCGCUGUAAAAGGCUGCGGGGCUAAAGCCAGGGUAAUAAUAUCCAAGUCCUUUGGGAGCACAUAGGGACGUUAUGACAUAAUGUGAUAUGCACUAUACAAGAACUGCGUUAUUAUUAUUAUUAAUUUUGUAUAGAGUAGGACUUGUAUCUCCAUUUUCUGCAAAAUAUCAAAAUUAAUAUUUUGACCAAAAUUGACUGAUGUGACAGUUCAGAUGAACACCGACGAAUAGUGGUGUGAGACAGACACAGAUAUGUCAAGAAAGUAAGAGGGUGAAUGAGAACAGACAAAAAAUUAUUUUCAAUAUUUAGGGGCUAUUUUUCACAACCUACUGCACAAAUCUGCAACUUUGAAGAAGCUUCAAUAUUACAGUGAAUUGAGAUUUUCCAGGGCUCUUAAUUAGAAUUUUAAUUAUUUAAUUUGUGACGUCAUAUGCGAGCAGCUUUCCUACAAUAUCAUAUGGUAAAAAAUCAAUGAAAUGUCAUUAUUUUCAGAAAAUUGAAAAAAAAAAUUUACUGUACCUUCAGUAUAUCAAUAUACAAAUCAUUUCACACCCGUUCCUUAAAAGAAAACAAAAAUAAAUCAUCACGAACCAUUAAAAGUUUGAAAUUUAUCAAUGCAUUACAUAUUACAUAACAUAUGGGGCAGCUGCUCGUUUAUGAUGUCCCAAAUCCAAAAACCAAAAUUCUGAUAACUUUCUUAAUUUUUAAUUGAUUUUCCUCAAACCUUUACCGAUAUUUUGUUUCUAUUUUUUCCGCUGUUUUUACAACAAUCUUUUCUUCAGGGUGAAUUUCCUAUUUAAGUAUGAAUUAAGUCUGUAGCUCAAACAAAAUUCAGCAUCUCAUUGCUAUUCUCUAUUUGAAAAUGGUCAGUGAGAGUAUGAGGCUUUACGAUGCAGGGUAUGUAUUUAUAAUGCUAUGCAGGAAAACACAUUGCAGGGUCUGCACUCGGCUGUCAUUAUUUAUCUAACACUCACUUAUGAACCUAUGCACUUGUUAAUGAGGUUUCUAAAUUUCUUUUAGUCUUAAAACGGGAACUAACAUCCCACAAAUGUGUAAAUAUUAUGUCAUUACGACUGUCAAAGGGAUAUGAAGCAGUAGUAGAGCAUACACUUGUGAAUGCUCUUUUGUCAGCCACCCAAGACGAAAAUGUGCAGAAAAUUUUAAAGACACUCAAACUUAAAAGCAGUAUGGAGCCAUGUAGCGGAUGAAAAAUAUUAUGGGUUGAAUCACUUGUUAUUUUUUUCAUCAUAAAGUAAUGUGCAUGAUAAUAUUCACAAUUAAAGUAGAUUUUUUGCUUCAUUUAAAAAAAAAACUCAAGAGAUUCAGACCUUUCAAAUAUUUCUUUGUAUUGGAGAAGUUACGGCUAUAAAUAAUUUGCACUGAUAUGUUUAUAGCAAGUUUUUCAGUCAUGUAAAUUGUAAUCAACAUCAACAUGUUUACACUAUUGCUAAUCAAUGUGACCUCAAAUAAUUAAGAAAUCCACUUGUACUGCCGUGUAACAGUGGUUUGUGAAGCUUUGCAUUAGUCUCCCCCUCACAGGGAAUAAUUUUCCUUGUAUCGCAUCGAAAUGUACUCCACAUUUUUUUUAAACUGCUACAACAAAAAGUCUUGUGGAGCAGAUUUAACAUAUAGUUUUCCAAACUCAGUUUAGUGCUUUUCUCUCAUGACCAAAAAUGCUAAUCGAACUUGUAAAAUAAACUUAUUCCCUGCUUUGGAGUCCGAAAGUGUCUUUAUAAAAUAAACAGGUGCUAUCCACACACUGCCUAGCCUGGCUCACAGGCUGAAUGCAUUUUUUGUAGUAUAUUUUAUAUCAGAAUAUAUAUUUUGUAAUAAAUGACAGUAAACGUUGCCUUAGGAGUAAAAACAUUGUGCCUCGUACAAAUUAAUGAAUAUGCAAGCAUAUGUGGACUUACGAUUAAUAAUUCAAAUUCAAUUAAUGAAUAAUGAUUUUUGUUAGUGCCUAUGUAUUUUGUUUGUUGCUGCUGUAAAUUGUGCAUUUUUAAAAUUUGGAUAUCUGUAUUCAUUCUAGGUUUUUUUUUUUCAAUUUUGAGUACUUUUUAACUGUGUGUGUGUAGAAAUUUAAACUUAGCAUUGUGCAUACAGGGCAUUGUACAAAUAGGAGCAAACGAUACUCUCAUUUAUAAGUCAUAGAUUUUAGAAUAAUUGGAUAUGAUCAUUCUUUGUAGAGUACAUAUAUAUGUUUGAAAUUUAGGUACAUGUAAUAUGUCACAGGGUACCAGAAGUUAAUGAUAAUUAGACAUUUUUUAAUUGAAAUAGGAUAAAUUCUUCACAACUUUUCUAUUAGUUAGUCACAGGAAGUGGGCAAAAUAGUUGUUAAUGCUAUAGAAGGUCUCAUAAAUUGAUAAAUUGAACUGAUAUUUAUUCUAAAAGAAAAGGAAAGUUGAGACCUUAGGGUUUCGAGCCCUUUUAGUGCUCUCAUUUCACAAAUAGAGAAUACAGUGUUUUGAAAAUGUUAGUGAGUGUUCCUUUGACACCAACAGUAAAUUGUUAGUAAAAACUUAUUAUUCUAUACAGUAAUUGCUUUCAUAAAAGCCAUGAAGCGUUUUGCCCAUGCAGGCACAGUUGAUGAUACAUGAAAUAUUCCUCGCAUACAUUGGUGCUGUACUAAAUCUUGAGUUAGCUUGAAAACAACAACAAAUUUUUGCCUCAUUUUGGCAUUUUCAUUUAUGGUAUUUCAUUUUGCCAUAGUAUCUCCUGAUCAAUUCAUUAUCCAAAAGUUUCAUUAUUUUCAUUGAUAAUAAGAGCAAGCUGUUUUAUAAUAUAAUAUAAACAAUUCAAAGAGUUUUUCCCCCAUUAUGUAAUUUUUCUAUAAAAAGUAUUCAGUUUUUAUGCCAUGUUUUUGCCAUUUUUCAUUAUGUAAUUGAAUUCAUCUUUACAUUUCUUUAUACUGCUCAAAGUUACAUUUCAAAUUUUAUUUGAAAAUCAAUUCAAUUUCAUAUCUAUGGUUGUAGGAAUUUUUAUUAUGUUUCUAAGCUGGGAGACUCUAGGAUUUCCAGGCAUUUACAUCUGAUGUUAUUCUAUUGAUCACUCUUAAAAUUAUGUAAACUGUAAUAAAAAAUAUCCUUGAGAAUAUCAUUAACAUAUUUAGAUUUUUACGAAAAUCUCACAAGCUGGUUGGUGAAGUUUCAGAAAUUCAAAGAUGUAUAUAAAUAUUAAAGAUCGUCACAGUAUUAGCAGUGCAGUAAUAUUUUUUUCCCACGUUACUCCUCAUUAUUUUCUACCUAAAUGAACUGUUCAAUAGCUGGAUAUUUUGUUUCCUCGAAAUGUGUUUUUCUUGUGUUGUAAAUUAGUUUUGCUAUGUAUUAUUGAUAUGAAAGACACAAAUAUGUUUAGACCGCUUGUUACAAAAUUGACAGGGUUGUUAUAUUUUAGUUAAUGAAGUAAUAAACAUUUUUGAUUAAGAAUCAUGCAAGAGAGGGAAGUUGAAUUGAACUUUAUUUUUCAAACAUGAAUUUUCAUUACUCUACUCCCUCUUUCUAUUUGGGGGUUUAUUAUGGGUUUGACGUCAAUAUUAUACACUGAAAUAUAUAAGUUUUGUAAUUAUAUUUUUCUUGUGGCACCCCUAAAUGCAGGACCUCAAAAUGCCACAACAUCUUGGUUGAAAAAAAAGUUUUAAAGAUUUGGUUUGACUUUCCUAUUGGAUGCUCUUCAUUGAUUAGGAUAAAUCUGUAACUCAUUUUUAAAAUUUCAUCAUUUUGGGGGGUUCAAAUUUUAAUUUUACUCUAUUCAUCAGAAUCCUUUAUAGAAGAUAAAUAUUUCAAAAUGUCUUCUUUAUGUACUUUUUUUAAAGUGUGGUAUGUGCUAGUGCAAUUCGCUGUAGUGUAAAUUUUUGUAAUGAAUUAACAGCUGCAGAUUUCAUAUUUUAUUUUUUAAUGAGAAUCAUUCAAAUGAGAUGAAAUCCAUUGUGUAUUGUAGUUUUGAUUAUACAAACAGUACAAAAUAGCUUCCAUUGAAUAAUGAUAUUUUAUGUAAUAUUUGUAUUUUGUAAAAAAAAACAGCUUUUAUUCAAGAUUGAGACAAGUCAAUUUGAAUGUGUACAUGUAGAAAAUUUGCUUUAAAGUUUUUUUAUUGUAUUUCUUUUUUGGCAUUUGGGCAGUCAAGAAUCUUUAAUGUAGUAAAUUAUCACACUUUCUGAGGGUUUUUUUUGUAUUAUUUUUAGGGAAGCUUUUCAUAUUUGAAUGAAAAUAUGGCAUUAUCAAUCUACAGUAUAGCAUCUCAUGAUAAUCAUCCAAAUUCUAAUCAGAGAAAUUGUGAAAAUAAGCCCCUUUUUGUUCUUGUUUUGUAUGUAUAUUCACAUUGAUUUUUUUAUUUUGUCAUCUGAUUGAGCCCCUAUUCUGCAAUAAUAUAAAGGAACUCCCAAAACGUUGAGGUAUUCAUGCAUUUAUCACUUUGUUACAUAUUUCAGUUCCUUCAGCAGAUUUGGGUGCUGAUAUUCGCCCAAAUUUAGUUUGGAAUAUAGUGUGGUAAUCUGUAUUUUGUUACUAAAAUGAAAAAAAAAGGCUUCUGGAAAUAAUAUUGUUAUAUAUGAUACUUUUAAUAUAAAAAAAUGCAUUGUUUUUUAGUUUGUGUUUUUAAUGGAAAUUCUAUAAUUUCUAAGGAUUCUAAGACAACUCGAUACCCAUUGUGUCUUGAUAAUCAAUACAUGUGUUAUUCAUUAAUUGGGAUAUUAUUUAAGAAAUAAUUAUUUAUCAUUAAAACUGCUCAACAAUACUCGUAAAAAAAUU
Lytechinus pictus (painted urchin) is the source of this 7739-nucleotide messenger RNA. RefSeq lists its product as uncharacterized. Gene Ontology annotation, molecular function: arylsulfatase activity. The coding region runs from base 304 to 2250 and encodes 648 amino acids. The transcript has 3 exons. NCBI's taxonomy places the organism in Eukaryota, Metazoa, Echinodermata, Echinoidea, Temnopleuroida, Toxopneustidae. The record is from RefSeq and is a predicted model, not a curated record.